Messenger RNA from Pungitius pungitius (ninespine stickleback), 1770 nucleotides. It is a transcript of the gene ankmy2a, whose product is annotated as ankyrin repeat and MYND domain containing 2a. The record is from RefSeq and is a predicted model, not a curated record. The transcript has 10 exons. Bases 120 to 1373 code for a protein of 417 amino acids. NCBI's taxonomy places the organism in Eukaryota, Metazoa, Chordata, Actinopteri, Perciformes, Gasterosteidae. Gene Ontology annotation, molecular function: protein binding.
UGGUACAUUCCAAAUGACAGCUGGCUCCAUGCUCGUGCCACAGAAAGCCGCCUUUCUACCUAGAACUUCUUGUCUUUUUCGUCGUGUUCAAGCCUAAUUGGGAACUCUUGACCACCGACAUGUCUGCACCUAAGAAGGGAGACUUGUCUCCAAGCGAGAAGGAGUUGUUUGAGGUGAUCACUGCAGGAAACGUCCAAGAGGCUUCGAGGCUGCUGGGUUGCAAAGAUGUUGGAGUUAACUGCCUGGAUGAGAACGGGAUGACCCCUCUCAUGCACGCCGCUUACAAAGGAAAAGCCGACAUGUGCAGGCUGCUGCUGCAACACGGAGCGGACGUGAACUGCAACCAACACGAGCACGGAUACACGGCGCUGAUGUUUGCCGGCCUGUCGGGUAAGACCGACAUCACGUGGAUGAUGCUGGACGCCGGCGCGGAGACGGACGUGGUCAACUCCGUGGGACGGACCGCCGCGCAGAUGGCCGCCUUUGUCGGGCAACACGACUGUGUGACGGUGAUCAACAACUUCUUCUCCCGGGCCAGACUGGACUACUACACCAAGCCCCAGGGUUUGGAGAAGGAACCCAAACUGCCGCCCAAACUGGCCGGGCCCCUCCACAAGGUCAUCAUGAGCACCAACCUGAACCCCGUCAAGAUGGUGAUGCUGGUGAAGGAGAACCCCCUGGUGGCCGAGGCGGAGGCCCUGGACAAGUGCCGGCGGGUGAUGGAGCUCAUCUGCGAGAAGUGCAUCAAGCAGCAGGACAUGAACGAGGUGCUGGCCAUGAAGAUGCACUACAUCAGCUGCGUGCUGGGGAAGUGCGCGUCCUUCCUCAGGGAGCGCGAGGACAAGCUGGACGGCCUCAUCAAGAGCCUGCUGAAGGGUCGGGACGGAGACGGCUUCCCCGUGCACCAGGAGAAGUUCCUCCGCGAGUGCAUCCGCAAGUUCCCUUACUGCGACGCCACGCUGCUGCAGCAGCUGGUGCGGAGCAUCGCCCCCGUGGAGAUUGGUAACGACCCCACGGCGCUGUCGGUGCUGACGCAGGCCAUCACCGGCCAGGUGGGCUUCAUGGACGCAGAGUUCUGCACCACGUGCGGCGAGAAGGGGGCCGAGAAGAGGUGCUCCGUUUGCAAGAUGGUGAUCUACUGCGACCAGGCCUGUCAGAAGAUGCACUGGUUCGCCCACAAGAAGGUCUGCAAGACGCUGCAGGAGCAGAGAGAGGAGCAGGAGGCCGAGAUGAGGAUGCAGCAGAGCAAAGAGGAGAGCGCCGGCGCGCAGGAGGCCGCGGACUCCAUGCGGGCGCUCUCGGUGGAGGCCGGCGCUGAGGCGCCCCCCCCGCAAACCUCAAACCCCGCCCCCAUCCCGGCCGCCGACAACUGAGCGGGCCGGAGAGGAGGAAACCCAUAUUUAUUACGUCACGAGGACGCUUCGAGGGCACGGUGGCCAUCAUUUUUCUUUCUUUUUAUAUAUAUAUAUAUAUAUAUAUAUAUAUAAAAUGUAUAUGUGUGUAUGUAAAGGUUGAUGUCUUUUGUGAUUAGAAGUGGUGGUAGAAGAGCUGGUGGUUCACACCCCUGAUGGAAUGUGAUUAUUUUUUGCCUUAAACCGUAGAGCCAAUCAGAGCAGUGCUUUCUCUUCCUACUUGAUUUGUUUUUGGGAGUUUGUGGUUUGUGGGGUUUUUUUUGUACCAAUGACGUCAUAGCAAAUGGCAGGGCCGCACAAUAUUGACCAAACUUGUAUAUUUUUUAAAUAUAAACGAAAUAAACACGAAUUACUAGUU